Alosa alosa (allis shad) is the source of this 1234-nucleotide messenger RNA. Its product is annotated as protein LKAAEAR1-like. Lineage: Eukaryota; Metazoa; Chordata; Actinopteri; Clupeiformes; Clupeidae. The transcript has 3 exons. Bases 249 to 737 code for a protein of 162 amino acids. The record is from RefSeq and is a predicted model, not a curated record.
ACCAUAGCAACGAUAAACAGUAAGUUGCGAAGGGAAAGGCUAACGUUACCAGUAAAAUAAUGCUUAGCCUACUGUGGCUAGCAAGAUAGAAAACACUCCACUUUGUAAGCUAAUAUUCAGGAAACAUCAGGACUAGCCAAGUUUGUAAAUUACAGUAUGCAGCAGUAAACGGUAACGUUACUUUUCCAGGCAGGCACGCAAUAAUCUUACACAUCUGGAGUUCAACGACAUUACUGGAACUAACAGAAAUGGCGUCAAACACAGGCUUAGACCGCAGGAAAAAUCAAAGAAGCUCUAACGAAAUGGACUUGAACAAGAUGUGUCCACAGCAACGAGCGCGGUGCCAGGCCUAUAUGGAACCAUCUAAAGAGGCUCAGCGUUGGACGGCGCUAGCAAAGCAGAGAGUUUGUGCAACUAUUAACGUUACCAAAGAAAAGGGCCUGCAGGACAGCAACAGCCGCCGCCCCAGUGAUAACAAGACGCGCCAGGACGCACUCGUUGGUCAACUCAAGGCUGCAGAGGCUCGCAAUCGAAUUCGUCAGAAGCGAUUGAACUACCACAACUACAGGGCCCAGGAAAUUAACUUAAUGAUUUCAAGCCAGGCUACUGCUCAGAGGGCUUUGCGUGUGGAGUUGCUGCUGCCAACCAGCAAGAGCAAAAUGAAGACUAAUGACAGCUUGGACAAACUGCAGGCCUAUUCCAAAUAUCUGUCGACUCGACACUUGCUAGACUACUAAAUGGACCGGUUGUAGUGUAAAAUAGCAUCAACCAGUUUGACAACAACAUUAGGCAGCCAAUAAAGUAUGAAAUAUAAAGUAGGAAGAUAUAUUGUAGUCCCAAACUUUGUUGUCUAAAACUCAAAAGCAGGGAGUUACAGUAAAGUCCUUUACAAGCCUUGAAGUCUCCCUAUAGGGAACUUUGGCCACUGAACAGAGGAGAUGUGGUUUAGAACAGACAUUCUCCUUAGAAACACUAGCCUACAUGGAGUUAAGUGGGGGGAGAAGAUCAGUUAGCUCUUGCAGAUGCAGGUGCGGAGUAGAUGACCACCAUGCAUAGCCCUUGAAAUGAGUUAUGUGAAAGACUUUCUUUGUCUUGAGUCAAUUUGCAGCUGAAUCAGGUGCAACACAAAUGUGAUUGGGUCUGCUGAUUGUAGGCCUACCCUAACUCUAAAUGGCACUAUGCAGUCGCUGUCUUGGAAAUAAACUGAAAGGCAGGAAUGCAGUUGAUUACAUUA